UGCGUAUGUUACAUGACGUACCCUCAAAUGCACUCCCUGUGUAGUGUGUACAUGUUGGUGUUAAGAUAUUCUCAACGAAGUAAUUACGUACAGUACCCUCAAAUUUCUUCAGUGUGGGCCAAAAAGGCGGGCAUUGUUAUCUGAUAUCUGAGUAGUGAGGCAGUCCUGUGUGUACUGCUGUCUGACAACUGAUGGUGCAAUCGCUUAUUUGCAUAAAAGCUUAUGACUUCAUGCACUGCUGGCAUGCUACAGAGCUCUGUAUUUAAUGUGCAGGUGAAAGUACAAUAAGCAAGCAUAUUUUAUCGGUCUGACUCUGAAAUCCAAGGAAUAUACACACAAACCGCUGAAAUGGCUGACUCUGAGAUCGAGAAAGCAGACACUCCACCACCUCCCUAUGUGGCAGUAGUAAGCAAUGGAAAGACAGAGCCAGUAUCACCGCAGAAUGGAGAGGUUCUAGAGAAUGGCAAUGGGUCUGCAGCACCGCAGAAUGGCAAAGUGUCUGCAGCACCGCUUAAUGGAGAACAGAAUGGCAAAGGGUCCAAAGCUAAAGAUGACAAGGAUGAUAAAGAUAAGAAGCCGGAUAUUCCACCUGUUGGUUUCUUGAAGUUGUAUCGUUUUGCCACGCCGUUUGAUAUCUUCAUAACAUUAAUAGCUGUGUUAGCAUCUCUUGCUCAAGGAGUGUCAUUUCCGUUAUUACUUCUCUUCUUUGGUGACAUCACAGACACUUUAAUUGGCUCAGUUGACUUAACUGGCAAUAUCACCUUACCCACUGAUUCAUCUGGAAAUGUCGUUGAUCCUGUUAAGUUAUUUCGAGACGAGAUUACAAGAUUCUGUGUCAUCUAUGCCAUUCUUGGUGUUGCUGUUAUGGGUGUAUCAUACGUCUCACAUUCACUCUGGAAUACAACAGCAUCUCGCCAAAUGUUUACCAUUCGUAAACGGUUCUUUGCCGCAAUUCUUCGGCAGGAGAUUGGUUGGUUUGACACCCAUGAGAGUGGCGAGCUUAACACCCGACUGUCUGAGGAUGUUGACAAGAUCCGAAUGGGUAUUGGAGACAAAGUUGGGCAGACUCUGUAUCUUAUAACUGUCUUUCUUGCUGGAAUAGUUCUUGGGUUCGUGAAGAGUUGGAAGUUAACUCUGGUCAUUCUAGCCAUCUCUCCACUCAUUGUAGCCAGUGCUGGACUCAUGGCAAAAGUCCUCCAGACGUUCUCUAAGAAAGAAUUUGACUCUUACGCUAAAGCUGGCUCCAUUGCAGAGGAAGUCCUCUCUUCAAUCAGAACUGUGGUGUCAUUUGGCGGCCAACAAAAAGAACUAGCAAGGUAUACUACUAUGUUGGAAGGAGCUAAGAGUCAAGGAAUCAAGCGUAAUACUGCCCAAGCUGCCGGUAUUGGUGUUGUGUACUUGGUUAUGUUUGGUGCUUACGGGCUUGCUUUCUGGUAUGGAACUGAACUUUUUCUGGAGAACGAGUUAGCACCUGGGGACAUUCUUGUGGUGUUCUUUGCUGUCCUAUUUGGUGCGUUUUCCUUCGGUCAAGCUGGGCCAAACUUUGGCAAUAUCUCCCAAGCAAGGGGAGCUGCUGCAGUUAUCUGGGCAGUCAUUGACCAGAAACCAUCCAUUGACAGCAGUUCUGAUAAAGGACUGAAACCAGAUACAGUGACUGGUGAAAUCAGCUUUGAAAAUGUUCAUUUCGUCUAUCCAUCAAGACCAGAUGUUAAGGUUUUAAAUGGAUUGAAUCUGAAGGUCAAACAAGGUCAAACAGUGGCUUUGGUUGGAAGCAGUGGAUGUGGAAAGAGUACUACAGUUCAACUUGUUCAACGAUUCUAUGAUGCUGGAGAAGGAGUGGUCAAGUUGGAUGGUGUUGACUUGAAGGAUCUGAACGUGAAAUGGUUGCGGCAACACACCGGUACCGUCAGCCAAGAACCAAUCCUCUUUGCUUGUUCAAUCAAAGACAACAUACGUUAUGGUCGUAUGGAUGUUACAGAUGAACAGAUACAAGCAGCUGCUGUAGAGGCUAAUGCUCAUGACUUCAUAUCAGCUCUGCCAAAGGGAUAUGAUACUCUUGUUGGUGAACGAGGUGCACAGCUGUCUGGUGGUCAGAAGCAACGUGUUGCCAUAGCGAGGGCGCUAGUUCGUAAUCCAAAGAUCCUCUUGUUGGAUGAAGCUACAUCAGCUCUUGAUACUGAGAGUGAAGGUACUGUCCAAGCAGCUCUAGACAAAGCUCAGAGUGGCCGUACAACCAUCGUCAUCGCUCAUCGUCUCUCUACCAUACGCAAUGCUGACAUGAUCUGCGCUUUUAAAGAGGGUAACAUUGUUGAGCAGGGAACCCACGCUGAGUUGAUGACGCUUGAGGGCGGUAUUUAUCAGAAUCUUGUCCAGCUACAGUCUCGCAAAGAGGAGAAGCCUGAGAAACCAAAAGAGGAAUUGGAAGAUGAAGACGAAGAUGAAGAGAAAACCAAUGAGACACCUGUACUACAAGGAGGUCCAAGUUCACCAAAGAACACCCCAUUGAUUGAUGGCAAUGAUCUUAAUAGAUCAGACUCAAAACGUGGAUCAGUCAAAGGACUGAAGAGAAUGAUGUCCAAUAUCUCAAGUCACUCAGUCUCUUCAAAGAAAGAUGAAAAGAAAGAGGAAGAAGAGCUGUUGAAACAUUUCAGCUUUGGUCGAAUUAUGAAAAUGAAUUCUCCGGAAUGGUGCUACAUCAUUAUGGGAAGUAUUGCUGCUGGAGUGAAUGGAGCUAUGCAACCAGCCUUUGCUAUCAUCUUCAGUCGUGUCUUAGGGACAUUUGCCUUGACUGAUGUUGAUGAGAUCAAUGCCCGAACUACCCUAUACUGCCUCUUGUUUGCUGCUAUUGGUGUUGUCAUCAUGGUAGCCAGUGUUGUACAGGGAUCUGCUCUAGGUAAAUCCGGGGAAGAGCUUACAGUACGAUUAAGACAUAACGCUUUCAAGGCCAUGUUACGACAGGAUAUUUCAUGGUUUGACGAUGAAAAAAACAGCACUGGUGCACUGACAACCCGAUUGGCUACUGAAGCUGCCCAAGUCCAAGGAGCGACUGGUGCUCGUAUUGGUGUGUUGAUGCAAUCUGUUUGCAACAUUGGUACAGCUAUCGUUAUUUCCUUCAUCUAUGGAUGGCAGUUGACUCUUCUCGUAUUGGCAUUCCUUCCAUUCAUUGCCAUUGCUGGUGCUAUUGAGUGGCAACUUGUUCAAUCAUCAGAAGCUCAAGAUAAAGAAGCUCUUGAGGCAUCUGGAAAGGUUGCUACAGAGGCCAUUGAGAAUAUGAGAACUGUUGCUUCACUCACUCGGGAAGAAACCUUCCAUAGCAAGUACCUUUCCCUUCUUGAAGGGCCAUACAGGACCAAUCUGAAGAGAGCCCAGGCCAGUGGUAUAGCUUAUGGUGUAUCUCAAGGAAUCAUCUUCUUUGCUUACGCCGCUGCCUUUAGACUCGGUGGACAUCUUGUGGAGAUUCAAGUCAUGACAUUUGAUAAUGUAUUUCUAGUGUUUUCUGCAAUCAUCUUUGGUGGUUUUGCUCUUGGAGGUGCGGCUGCACUAGCCCCUGAUUACUCCAAGGCUAAGUUUGCUUGUUCUCAUUUAUUCAAAUUGAUGGACAGAGAACCAGAAAUUGACUCCUAUGACACUGAGGGACACGUUAUGACGGAUUAUAAUCCAGAGAUCAAGUUUGACAAUGUUCGUUUCCGUUACCCAAGUCGUCCUGAUGUACCUGUCCUUCGAGGGCUAAGUGUUUCUGUCAAACCAGGAGAGACUCUAGCUUUGGUUGGAAGCAGUGGAUGUGGUAAGAGUACCUCUAUUCAGAUCCUGGAGAGGUUUUAUGACGCAGAGAGUGGCACUGUGACACUUGACGAGCGUGGUCUGUCUACCCUGAAUAUUGGUUGGUUGAGAUCUCAGAUUGGUCUUGUAUCUCAAGAGCCAGUGCUAUUUGAUCGUACUAUUGCUGAGAACAUUGCUUAUGGUGAUAACUCUAGAGACGUCGGAAUGGAGGAGAUUAUUGCUGCUGCUACUAAGUCCAACAUUCAUGAGUUUAUUGCUGCUCUACCAGCGGGUUAUGAGACAAAAGUUGGCGAGAAAGGAACUCAGCUGUCUGGUGGUCAGAAACAACGAGUCGCCAUUGCGAGGUCACUUGUCCGUAAUCCAAAGAUCCUCUUGCUAGACGAGGCCACUUCAGCUCUGGACACAGAAAGCGAAAAGGUUGUACAAGAAGCCUUAGACGAGGCCAAGAAGGGUCGUACCUGCAUCACUAUUGCCCACCGUCUCUCCACUAUCCACGAUGCUGAGAAGAUUGCCGUCAUCCGCCAUGGCAAAGUAGCCGAGUUGGGCAAGCAUGAUGAGCUCAUGCAACUGAAGGGACAGUACUACAGUUUGUACACAGCACAAGAUUUGCAUCAAUAAAUUGAUUCCUACUCAAUAUUUCAUCCUUCAACUUUAGUCAAACUUUUAAAUACUAUAACAAAAUGCAACUAAUAUUGGCCAGUGUUUUCCUUUAUAAUCAACUUCAGUGUGUGAAGAUCAGUAAAUUUGAAGUGUAUGGGUGCAUCAUUUUGUUAAAAUAAUUGUCAAGAUAUAUCAAAGAGUAUCUUUUGAAGGCACAGAAAGUGACUUGUGCCUAUGAAAGGAAGUGCCUCUUCAAAAAGAAAAAAAUUGCAUCAUUUUUGUUUAUUAACUUUCCAACAGAAUAUCUAUACUUCCUCACCAAGUUCCCUUGUACGAUUUUUUGAUAUAAGUCUUUCCAUAAAAUCUUCAGGACCAGUCCAUUACCUCAAGAUAUAUUUAUACUAUCAAGUAUCAACUUAGAGUAAUGAGCUUGUCUUUAAGGAAAUUAGAAGAUAAAGAAGUGUGUCUUAAACAAAUGUUAUAUACAUCUAUUUUUUAAGGAAUCUAAAAUUUUACUCCAAGAUUUGAUUACAUGAUAAAUUUGGAUAAAUGUAAAUAACAGCUUUGUAAGUGUAAUGCAUUAUAAACAUGGUAUAUCAUCGCAAGCUGAAUAAUGGUUUAGUGAAUUUGCAGUAAGAAAAUCCUAAUAUUUCAGAUAAAUUUUAGUGUGCAGUUACGAAGUGUUAUAUUGUUGUUUAUUCUGCUAGCAUUUAACUUAGAAGUAAGUUGCAUUUAAGCACUCACUGAUGGCACACUUGUAUAAGUCUCAACAUCCAUUCAAACUACGACCUUGGAGCUGUAUACAUUUAACUCCAUGCUAUUAAAGACCAAGGCCCGAGUUCAUCAAGCUGCUUUUAUGGAAUAAACAUGUUUUGAUGAGCAGUGUUAACCAGGGCCCAACUAAAUCAAGCUUGUAAAGCACAAAAAGUUGCUAAGCAUAGUAAAGUUUUGCUCAGCAGUAACAGUUUACCUGCCAAAAUUACAUUGCACGGGAAGACCGGUGCCCUUCUUAAGAACUUUGUUGAGCAGGUUUUUCUGCUUAACAGCUUUAUGAAAUAAGAUAGGACCCAGUACACCAGUCAAAGGUGAUAAGUGUGGCAUGGUAGUUUGGCAGAGGUAACUUUAUUCAUGUAAGAAUCAGAUUUGUGCUUGAAGUAGAUCUAUGAAUCUGGGCCCAUAUAUUUCAACUGUAAAUAAAAUCCAUUUGUUGUAUAAUAAUGUAUUGAUGGUUUAUGUAGUGAAGGUUGUUUUAACACAAGUUUUGAUAAUUGUCUUUCAAUCUAAAUGCACUAAGUGGAAUCUUAAACAGAAAAUAAAUCAGAACGUAUUCAUUCAAGAAGAUCUCUUUUAUACUUGAAUGCCUUACAGUGUCGUUCAAUAGUUUAACACAGGGCUUCAAUCUUUGGACCAUUUUUACACAAAAAUUCAUGACAGAAAAGCAGAGUGUGUGAUUCCUGAUUUGUGAUCUUCAAGCAAGAUUUGCUUUUUUACAUAAAUGUACAAAGACUAUUUGAUUUUUACACAUAAUUAGUUCCUUAUCUGGGUAACACUGUGUAAUUAGUUAUUAAUUGCCAGUCAGCAUUAUGAAUUUCUUGGUAAAUAUUAUUCACAUUUAACAUUAUUUGUAACCUAGCUAGUAACACUCAUUCUGUAUAUUUUUUGAAUUGUUUUCUUUUCACGAGAUGAGUUGAUUGUUAUCUUGUACGAAAUUUGCAAUGAAGUAAUGAAUAAAUUAGUAGUAAAUGUACACA
This is a messenger RNA of Asterias rubens (European starfish), 6131 nucleotides long. RefSeq names its product ATP-dependent translocase ABCB1-like. The record is from RefSeq and is a predicted model, not a curated record. Gene Ontology annotation, molecular function: ABC-type transporter activity; ATP hydrolysis activity; ATP binding. The coding region runs from base 349 to 4398 and encodes 1349 amino acids. Gene Ontology annotation, biological process: transmembrane transport. Gene Ontology annotation, cellular component: membrane. NCBI's taxonomy places the organism in Eukaryota, Metazoa, Echinodermata, Asteroidea, Forcipulatida, Asteriidae. The transcript is spliced from 27 exons.